CUGUGAGGCUCAGUCAUCAUCACCUCUGAAGCUGUAUCACCAUGAGGCUGCGGUUCGGCCAUCUCCUGGUCGCUGGGUUGUUCCUGUGCUGCUCGGCUCUGACGCCUGAAGAAUGCCAGCGCUCGGUCACACCUUUGUCUCUCGCCGACCCCCAAAUGAUGUUGGGCAGGUGGAACUUCUUGGUGGGUUACACUGACCAUGAAGUGUUUAACGAGAUUCUGAAAAUAACCGACAGUUCCUGGCUCACCAUCAGCGCGUCACCGUUCAGCACCACUGAGCUUGUGAUGUCUGAGGAGAACAAGAUAGGUGGGAAGUGCUUUGGUGCAAUGGUGAACGUGACCAUCGACGGCAACACCGCAAUAACAUCACUGGCUAACGUGACCUCGGUGUCCCGCCUGCUGCCGAGCUGUGACGGCUGUCUGGUCUUCAGCAUCAACAGCACCGCCAGAAACAUCGAGAAGUUCCUUAACUUCAUGAACGUCAGCUGCGCUGUCACAGAGGAUUCAUUCACCGUGCAGUCGCUUUACCUGAUGGGCAGAGAGUCAGCGGUGAAAGAUUCAGACCUGGAGCAUUUCAAGCAGCAGGCGAGCUGCCUCGGCUUCUCCAGAGAACCAGACUUCCUCUACGACCCAGAGAAAGGUUUCUGUGUCUCAGGUGAGGGCCCCAGGAUGGUUGCCUGAAGUAAAACCUGAACUGUCAUCAGAUACAAACAUGUCCAACUGAAACUGAGGAAGUAAAGACAAAAAAGUAUAUGGUAUAUGGUCUGUGUUU
Toxotes jaculatrix (banded archerfish) is the source of this 771-nucleotide messenger RNA. RefSeq lists its product as uncharacterized. NCBI's taxonomy places the organism in Eukaryota, Metazoa, Chordata, Actinopteri, Toxotidae. The transcript has 6 exons. Bases 42 to 680 code for a protein of 212 amino acids. The record is from RefSeq and is a predicted model, not a curated record.